Messenger RNA from Sardina pilchardus (European sardine), 2645 nucleotides. It is a transcript of the gene c1s.2, whose product is annotated as complement component 1, s subcomponent .2. The record is from RefSeq and is a predicted model, not a curated record. Gene Ontology annotation, cellular component: extracellular region; blood microparticle. NCBI's taxonomy places the organism in Eukaryota, Metazoa, Chordata, Actinopteri, Clupeiformes, Clupeidae. Gene Ontology annotation, biological process: complement activation; zymogen activation. Gene Ontology annotation, molecular function: calcium ion binding; serine-type endopeptidase activity.
AGAGAAGGGAAGGCGUGUGAAAGUGAAAGAAGAAGAGACGAGAAAGGAGGAGUGCACUGACACAGCAGCACAGGAGUUCUGGAGGAACAGAUGUGGCCAGAUUCCAGCAUGCUCCGUCUCAGUGUGUGUGUUCUCUUCCUGCCGGUGUGCUGGUGUGUGCCCCUGGCGGGGUGGGUGGAGUCCCCUGGGUACCCGCGUGGGUACGAGCCUCACGCCGCGCUCAGCUGGUCCCGCUGUGCCCCGCCCGGGCACACCCUCACCCUCACACUCGUGCACCUGGACCUGGAGGAUGGCUACGAGUGUGAGAACGAUGUCCUGAAGGUGUAUGCAGACGGAGGCCUGAUCUCCAGCCUGUGUGGGCGGAUGUCCCUGGACGAGCUGCGCUCCUCCGUCAACCCGUCUCUGCUGUCCUCCUCCGGCGGCUGCCUGAACGUGUCCUUCAGCGCAGACUACUCCAACACCGAGAGGCACACGGGCUUCAGGGCCUUCUACACCACACAGGAUUAUGAUGAAUGUGACGAUCCGAACAUCGAGUGCUCCCACUUCUGCUAUAACUACAUUGGAGGCUACAUGUGCACCUGUCCACCUGGUUACCUCCUCAACGCAGACAACCACACCUGCAGCGUGAGCUGCACUGAGGACCUGUCGGGGUCUCUGCGAGGUCAGGUGACCCCCCCGGGCCACCCCGGGCCCCUACGGCUGAGGAGGCCCCACUGCUCCUACAGCCUGGCCGUGGAGGAGGGACUGCAGCUGGUGCUCGAGUUCACCGGCCAGUUCGAUGUGGAGACCAAACCCAGUGGAGAGUGCGCUGAUGCAGUCAGACCCAUCGACACCGGGAGUAGCCAGGUCCACAUUCUGUUUGACUCCGACGAUGCCGGAACCAACAUGGGCUUCACGGUCACAUACAAGACUAAAAGGAUGACGUGCCCAGGGGAGGUCACAGCUGAGUCCAGUCUCAUGCCCAGACGCCAGCAGUACGUCAUGGGGGACACCGUCACUGUGACCUGUGAUGCAGGGACUGCCGUGGAGCUGGCCGUAGCUCCUGGCAUUAAAAGUAAUAUGACAUUCGAGAGCAGAUGUCAGAAGAAUGGUGAAUGGAAGCCUGUCUACCAGUGUGAAGCGGUAGAUUGCGGGGAGCCUGAUAUUCCACAUGCAGUAGAAAUAGUGAGACCUUUGUCAACACAUUACAAGAGUGAACUUCGGUUCACCUGCAUCUCCAAAUACUACAAACUGGAGAGUGAUGAGGUAUUUACAUGCGAGGCAGACGGACACUGGAAAUCCAUAACUGGCCAAACCAAAAUGCCCAGAUGUCUUCCAGUUUGUGGAGUGACUGAGAGUCAGAUGAGCAGCGGCAGGAUCCUAGGCGGGAAGAGGGCCAAACUGGGAGAGAUCCCGUGGCAACUCCUCAUCAAAAACCCAAGCAGAGGAGGGGCCUCCCUGAUCUCCGACCAAUGGGCUGUGACUGCCGCUCAUGUGGUGGACGGACUGGAGACGACACAACUGGCAGUACGUGGGGGUAUGAUUGACGGCGCCGCCACAGAUGCGGUCAUCAUGUACACUGAGAAGAUUAUAAUCCACCCUAAGUAUGAGAAGGGAAAGUCUGAUGAGAGUCGAACAACAUUUGACCACGACAUCGCUUUGCUCAAAAUGAAAAACAAGGUCCAACUCGGUCCGAACCUGAUCCCAAUCUGUUUGCCAGAGUGGGCAGCUGCAAAAGAGGGGGAGAUGAGCACCGUGUCAGGGUACGGAAUGAGAGAGAAAAAAGACAUAGCUAGGUUUUUGUUUUAUGCAGACAUAGCAGAAAUAGGGGAAGACAAAUGCAAGGAAACGCCAAAUAAUAAAAACGGCAAUCGUCUGGUUUUCACUGAGAACAUGUUCUGUGCAGGAAUGGAGGGGAUGGAUAGUUGCCAAGGGGACAGUGGGGGCCCUCUGUUUGUGCCCAGGGUUGGCACGGGAACGGCAGAUAAACCCUACAGGCUGAAGGGCAUAGUGUCUUGGGGUGCUUUCUGUCGUGAUAGGAACUAUAAGGGGUAUUACACCAAGGUGCAGAACUAUCUGGAUUGGAUAAGGGAGACCAUGGAGAAGGACGAGGAGGAUUAGGAGGGACCCAAGUCAGUCGUCAUGUAUUCAGUCAUAUAUUCAGGCGUACAUGCCAUUCACCUUUUGCAUUAAAGGCAAAGUCCUUGAUUAUAACUCAAACGCUUUAUGUAUAAACUCAGCAGAAUUGUGUGUGUGCUCAGAAACUCCAGAGUUUGUGUGCAGUAAAUGGCAAAACAAACAAAGACACAGACCAAGUUAUUACACUGUGCCAGCUAAAAUACCAGCUCAUGCUCCCUCUAGAGGACAGAAGGUGGAGGUGCAUCUGCCACCUGCUCCUUGUAGAGUACAUAACGUAGAGGUGUAUUUGCCUGCAAUGAGUGCUAUACCUUUAACACAAUUAAAGGCAUUUUCAAACAAUAAUCAUUUGUCUGUAUUUCAAACUUGAAGUAUCAAAGUGUUAAGGGCAAAUAUACUAAAUAGGUUUUUUAAACGACUUUUUAAUGUAACCAGCUGCUUUGGCCCUGCGGUAUCUCUGUCACCUCUGAAUUAUAUUGUAUGGCUUACACAUGACUGACCCAUGCCAAUAAAUAAAUGUUAAUAAUAAA